AUGGAGCGUGUCACAUGUGUACUCAAUGAGGCUUCGGAAAAGACGAGAAAUGCAGCUGAGGCUGUUGUGGAGGGGGUCAAGGAGAGCGGUGCAAAGGUCAACGCAAAGGUGAAGGAACUGAUGGAUGUUGAAAAGGACAAAGUUGCCCUGAAAAGCGGCACCGAGAAGGUUAAAAAGUUUUUACGCCUUGAAGCCCUCAAGGAUUACGCUGGGCGGGUAUUCAAUUGGACAAAACAGGCGGCAGGGAAGAAGGUGGAGGACAAGGCAGAACCCCCUGUAAGGCCGGCUGACGUCAGGAAGGCAACUGUCACUCCGAAGCAACGGGUCGAGAAUCUUGCACCGCGGAAAUGGUACGUUGCUGAGGGUAUUGCGCUUUUGGUCGCGGUGGGCGUAUUUGGUUGCGUGCUGUACAUGAGGAGGCAAAGGAAGAGGGUGAAGAAGGAUGACGACGAGAAAACGCGGGAACCAAAAAUCUUCGACUGA
This is a messenger RNA of Trypanosoma rangeli, 483 nucleotides long. RefSeq lists its product as uncharacterized. Lineage: Eukaryota; Euglenozoa; Kinetoplastea; Trypanosomatida; Trypanosomatidae. Bases 1 to 483 code for a protein of 160 amino acids. The record is from RefSeq and is a predicted model, not a curated record. The transcript has a single exon.